Messenger RNA from Ahaetulla prasina, 2921 nucleotides. It is a transcript of the gene VILL, whose product is annotated as villin like. The record is from RefSeq and is a predicted model, not a curated record. The transcript has 20 exons. Gene Ontology annotation, molecular function: actin filament binding; phosphatidylinositol-4,5-bisphosphate binding. Gene Ontology annotation, biological process: actin filament severing; actin polymerization or depolymerization; cytoskeleton organization. Bases 82 to 2664 code for a protein of 860 amino acids. NCBI's taxonomy places the organism in Eukaryota, Metazoa, Chordata, Lepidosauria, Squamata, Colubridae. Gene Ontology annotation, cellular component: cytoplasm; actin cytoskeleton.
UGCAGAGUGGUUUGGAAGCAGGUGGGCAGAACCUUCCAGAAACCCAGAAUAAUCUGGACUGUAAACUUCAUUUAAUCAAGGAUGGCAGAUGCUGAAAGAGAAAUGGGCCUUCCGCCGAUUGAGCAGAAACCAGGCCUCCAAAUAUGGACCAUCAAGAAUAUGAAGAUGGAGCCUAUUCCUGCAAAAGCUUAUGGGAGUUUCUUUGAAGGAGACUGCUACAUCGUAUUAAAUAACACGAAGACGCAGCAUGACUUUGCCACUGAUCUCCACUAUUGGAUCGGGCGCGAUGCCACUCAGGACGAGCAAGGGGCUGCUGCUUUCUACAUCACUCAGAUGGAUGAUUCCCUGGGAGGGAGACCCGUUCAGCACCGAGAGGUUCAAGGUCAUGAAUCCGCUGCUUUCAAAAGUUAUUUCAAGAAAGGCAUCAUCUACAAGAAGGGAGGAGUGGCUUCAGGUUUCAAGCAUGUUGAGACCAACAUGUAUAACAUCAAAAGGCUCCUUCAUGUUAAGGGCAAGAAACAUGUGUCAGCGACAGAGGUUGACCUUUCUUGGGACAACUUCAACAAAGGUGACGUCUUUCUGUUGGAUCUUGGCAAAGUGUUAAUCCAGUGGAACGGACCUUCCUGCAACGUUGCUGAGAAAUCGAAGGGAAUGAUCUUGGCACGAAGCAUCCGAGAUGGCGAGAGAGGGGGACGUGCCCAAAUUGCUGUUAUCGACAACGAAAAAGACUGCCCAGAGCUUAUGCAGAUCAUGAAGGCGACGCUGGGUGAGAGGACCCGAGAGAUUAGAGAACCAUUACCAGAUGAAAAAGCAGACGAACAUCAGAAAGCCAACGUCCGCCUUUACCAUGUGUAUGAAAAUGGCAAAGAUCUUGUGGUUCAAGAAAUUGCAACCCGACCCCUCACCCAAGACCUCCUGAGUCAUGAGGAUUGUCACAUUGUAGACCAGGGAGGUUUGAAAAUUUAUGUCUGGAGAGGAAAGGUGUCCAGCAAGGAAGAAAAAACUGCCGCUUUUAGUCGGGCCGUGGGCUUCAUCCAAGCCAAAGGUUACCCUCCGUCCACGAACAUAGAAGUUGUAAAUGAUGGAGCAGAAUCCGCCAUGUUUAAACAACUUUUCCAGAAGUGGACAGACAAAUACGCGACCCAAGGCCUUGGCAAAGCCUACGCUCUCGGAAAAACUGCCAAAGUGGACCAAGCGAAAUUUGACAUCACUCAGUUGUACAUGACCCCAGAAGUGGCCGCUGAAGAAAGAAUGGCCGAUGAUGCCUCUGGAAAAGUUGAGGUAUGGCGGAUUGAGAAUCGGGAGAUGGUCCCAGUUAAUCCCAAGACUUAUGGCCAGUUUUAUGGGGGUGACUGUUACCUGGUCUUGUACACCUACACGAAGUCCGGUCGACCUCAUUACAUUAUCUACAUGUGGCAGGGCCGCCGUGCUUCAGUGGAUGAAAUUACGGCUUGUGCUAUCAACGCUGUGGAGCUGGACAAAAAAUAUGGAGAUGAGCCUGUCCAGGUCCGAGUGACAAUGGGGAAGGAACCCAGACAUUUCCUCGCUAUCUUCAUGGGAAAUUUGAUCAUUUAUGAGGGAGGCAUCAGUCAUGGUCAGAAGACGGAACCUGAAGCAGCUAUCCAGCUCUUCCAAGUGAGAGGUACCGAUGAAUUCAACACCAAAACGGUUGAGGUCCCAGCCCGAGCAUCCUCUCUCAAUUCCAAUGAUGUCUUUCUUCUCAAGACCAACCAAGUCUGUUACCUGUGGUGUGGAAAGGGAUGCAGUGGAGACGAGCGAGAAAUGGCGAAGACUGUGGCUGAUGUCAUCUCCAAGUGGGACAAACAGACUGUCCUGGAAGGUCAGGAACCAGCUGAAUUUUGGUUUGCCCUUGGAGGCAAAGCGCCCUAUGCCAGUGACAAGAGGUUUCAGGAACGAAUCCCUCACUAUCAGGCUCGCUUGUUUGAAUGCUCCAACCAGACUGGCCGAUUCAUCAUGACUGAAAUAGUGGAUUUUGGCCAAGAUGACCUGGACGAAGAAGAUGUUAUGCUGUUGGACACCUGGGAAGAGAUUUUCCUUUGGGUCGGGAAAGCCGCCAACAGCUAUGAAAAGACGGAGUCCGUUUCUGCAGCCAAAGAAUAUUUGAAGAACCACCCAGCGGGGAGAGACGUAGCAACCCCAAUCAUCGUGGUCAAACAAGGUCACGAGCCCCUGAACUUCACCGGUUGGUUCGCUGCCUGGGACCCUUACAAGUGGAGUGAUGGCAAGUCUUAUGAACAGAUGAAAAGCAGUUUAGGAGACGUAUCUGCCAUAUCAGAAAUUACAAUGGAUCUGAAAAAUGCUAACUUCAACCACAGAAGUACCAGCCAUAAGCCUGUCACUGCCAAUGUAGACGUUUCAGAAGCCAGGUCAAGUAUGCAGGAUGACCAAACGCUUACUCACAGUAGUAACUGUUACAACGCCAAUGCAUCUUGGCAAGAACCAAAUGAUGUUGGUACCUUUCCUAGAGACCUGCUGAUUAACAAGACGGUGGACGAGCUUCCAGAAGGUGUGGACCCCACCAAAAAGGAGUACUUCCUAUCUGAUGCAGAAUUUUUUGAUAUCUUUGGGAAGACAAAGGAUGCAUUCUACCAGAUGCCUACAUGGAAACAGCAAAAUGAGAAGAAACAAUUCGGAUUGUUUUGAACAGAGAGACGGGUAGUUGGUGACACCUGAAAACAGGGUUGUCUACAAGGGGGGGGGUCACAAAGGUUAAGAUGGGGCCACAAAUUUAUCUUAGAACUGUCAAUGCAGGUAAAAAAAUAUUGAUGGGACUUUGAUCGCUCGUGGCUAUUCAAUCUUGACUGUUUCGACUUCCUAACUCAGAAAGAAGAUGGAUCUUGGAGGAAAGUUUCCCAAAUUUCAAAUGGACAAUUUUAAAAAUAAACUCUUCCCGAAAUCUG